AUGCUCCAGAAGGUUCUACUACGACCCAUGACCAGCGUUCCAUGCGCACACGAAUCCACCAUUUCGUACCGAUUCCCAUCGUCGUCUGGGAGUCCAUCCCCUCCCCCCAUCGUACCAUCGUCGCCCGAUCUGGCGCAUCAAAACCAACCCGGGCCCUCCGACCCCUACCUCGCCCUCCCACCGCCUGAAGACGAGAUCCCCGACCUCGACGAACUGCCCUCCGAACAACCACCCUCGCCUCCACCUCACACGCCUGCCCCUACCAUGUCAGGGCAUCACCGCAUCACCCUCGCCGCCAACCCCCCCUACUUCGAUGGCGACAAGUCCAAAUACCUGGGCUUUGUGGACGCGUGCACCACUUACAUCGGUGCCUAUCGAUCGGAGUUCUCACAAGAUGAGACCAAAAUCCUCUUUGUCCUCUCCUACCUCCGUAACGAGAACGGCACGAGCUGCGCUGCCUCGAGAUGGGCGAUGAACUGGAAGCAGCACAACUUCGAUGGCUUCCAGGGACUGAAGGCAGGAGUCACAUCAAAGAACUUCCUGGAGGAGUUUCAGAGGGCGUUCGGGGACUCCAAUGCGGAACAAGUCGCCGCUGCUCGGCUUAUGGCCCUGCGUCAAAACAAACGGUCCUUCGCGGACUACAUCUCCGACUUUGAGAUGUUGGCCGCGGAUGCAGGCUACAAUGUGGUUGACACCACCGACGACAAAGGCGAAUACAAGAAGGGGGACCAGGAUAAUAUCCUCAUCGAGUUCCUGGAGCGCGGACUCAGCAGCGAGAUCGCCAGCCGUCUCUACAACACCGGUGUCCCUCUGCCCAAGGCCUAUGGAGCGUUCAAAGCCUGGUGCAUCAACAUCGAAGCCAACGCUCUGCGUGACCAGCUGCGCAAAGCGUCGUAUGGGCACCCCACACAACGACCACCUCCCCAGUUCCGUCCCCAAACGGCACCAGUGGCGUCCACACCCGCUCCGGCCCGACCCGCUGCCAACGAACCGGUUCCGAUGGAAAUCGAUCGUACCCACGCCCGCGGCCGCAAUAUCAUCUGCUACAACUGUCAGCAGCCCGGGCACAUUGCGCGGAACUGCCCGGAGCCCAAGAAGAAGCGCACGUUCUUCAAUCGAGCCACAAUGCUGGAGGAAAUCGAGAACGGGGACAAGGACAACGAGUUCCUGAAGGAGAUUGCCGAGAAGCUGCGCGAGAAGGGUUUUUGA
Molecule: messenger RNA, 1209 nt
Organism: Mycena citricolor
Lineage: Eukaryota; Fungi; Basidiomycota; Agaricomycetes; Agaricales; Mycenaceae
Source: the annotation of a GenBank genome assembly